UGUCAUCGCUUGGCGCGCCGGAAGUCGUCCACACGUCAUCUUCAUGCGUCGGUCAGCGUUGCGCUCACGCAGGUCCAGGUUGAACGUCUGAACUACAAACAUGGCUCGGAACGCAGAAAAGGCCAUGACGGCCUUGGCCCGGUUUCGUCAAGCCCAGCUUGAAGAGGGAAGGAUUAAAGAAAGAAGACCCUUUCUAGCUUCAGAGUGCAACGAGUUGCCUAAAGCAGAGAAGUGGAGGAGACAGAUUAUCAGUGAGAUUUCAAAGAAAGUCGCGCAGAUUCAAAACGCCGGUUUGGGGGAGUUUAAGAUCCGUGAUUUGAAUGAUGAGAUCAACAAGCUGCUCCGAGAGAAAGGACACUGGGAAGUCCGCAUCAAGGAACUGGGAGGCCCUGACUAUAGGAGAGUGGGGCCGAAGAUGUUGGACCAUGAGGGUAAAGAGGUGCCAGGAAACAGAGGAUACAAGUAUUUCGGUGCGGCAAAAGACUUACCAGGAGUCCGAGAGCUGUUCGAAAAAGAGCCUGUAGCACCACCCAGAAAAACACGAGCGGAGCUGAUGAAGGACAUAGACGCUGACUAUUAUGGUUAUAGAGACGAGGACGACGGCGCUUUAGUACCAUUGGAACAGGAAUAUGAGAAACAAGGUGGGGCAAGUUCAGCUAAACGCUAGAAAUACAUAGUUUAU
Sinocyclocheilus grahami is the source of this 682-nucleotide messenger RNA. It is a transcript of the gene isy1, whose product is annotated as ISY1 splicing factor homolog. The transcript is spliced from 8 exons. Lineage: Eukaryota; Metazoa; Chordata; Actinopteri; Cypriniformes; Cyprinidae. Gene Ontology annotation, biological process: generation of catalytic spliceosome for second transesterification step. The record is from RefSeq and is a predicted model, not a curated record. The coding region runs from base 101 to 667 and encodes 188 amino acids.